Pseudomassariella vexata is the source of this 1042-nucleotide messenger RNA. RefSeq lists its product as uncharacterized. Bases 280 to 618 code for a protein of 112 amino acids. The transcript is spliced from 2 exons. NCBI's taxonomy places the organism in Eukaryota, Fungi, Ascomycota, Sordariomycetes, Amphisphaeriales, Pseudomassariaceae. The record is from RefSeq and is a predicted model, not a curated record.
CUCGCAGUAAGAAGCCACGACUUCCCCCUCGCCUGGGAGCUCAGACCACUUACGGCUCGUGUUGUUUCCUUGCCCAGUCCUCAGCGGCGGCCCUCCUGCUUGGCACCACUUUCUUUCCAUCACAACUCUCGAUGUGGACCUGGGUGGCACGAUAAUGUUCUGUACUUUUGACCCUUGACAAGCAGACAUGUCCCAUCUUCUUUAAGGCACGAGCAUAUUGGCUUUCAGCGCCUGUGUCCCAAUCCUCAAAAUAAUCCACUUACAACAUUACAACGCCAAAUGGCGCCCGGCAUGGAAGACCCCUUAGCGCCUCCUGCCCCCACAGAUUACCAACGGCGUGUUGCGGACGCCGGAUGGGGCUACUUUGCCGCUACACCUAUGGCGCUGGUCCUAUGGCGCCUCACUGCCGGCAGAUCGAAGAAUCCGCGACUGAGAAUUGCUGCUAGGGCAACAAUGUUGCCAGCGGGGGCUAUCAUGGUAACCUGGGAUCUGUGGGAUUACAGGCGCUGCACACGUGCUGUCGCUGCGAGGGCCGAAUGGGAAGUUGUGCGGAAACGAAUGCAUAUGGGAGCAGAGGCUGAGGCUAGGACUGAUGACAUGAAUGAUCCCUGGGCUUGAGGGGGGCUCAUCAACUUCUUCGUGCGCUCUUGGAUUGCGCAAUCGGUCAGGAAACUUACACGUGGCUUGGAUAUUCUGAAGAGGAAAAUCGAUCCGGUUCAGUCGGCUCUGUAGUGGAUGGACGAGCAAGCGUGCAAGAGAAUUUGUGUCUGCUCGAAAAAUACCCGCCCGAUGCUUGAAGGGAACAUGGGUCAUAGCGGGGCUCGUGAAUAUGAACCGAGGAAUCGCUUUGUUUGCAGACACAUCCGGGUAUACACGGUCCGACUUCUAAUAUUUUUCUGAACUACGAUUGAAGCCCACGUAUAAGACUGUUUGACACUACCGACAAACUGUCGCUGGGUUUAAAUUCGACCUUAGUUCUGUGAACGAGUUCUACUCAGAAUAAUAUUCAGUUAGCCAUGUUGUCAGAAUUUUUAGGCAGAAC